Messenger RNA from Motacilla alba alba, 1046 nucleotides. RefSeq names its product mas-related G-protein coupled receptor member H-like. Gene Ontology annotation, cellular component: membrane. NCBI's taxonomy places the organism in Eukaryota, Metazoa, Chordata, Aves, Passeriformes, Motacillidae. The transcript has a single exon. Gene Ontology annotation, biological process: G protein-coupled receptor signaling pathway. The record is from RefSeq and is a predicted model, not a curated record. The coding region runs from base 1 to 921 and encodes 306 amino acids. Gene Ontology annotation, molecular function: G protein-coupled receptor activity.
AUGGAGCUGAACCAGACGUCCCCACCUCCCUCAUCCCCCGUGAUGAACCCUGAAGCAGAUGAUUCCUGUGGGAUCAUCAAUGUCUCCGAUGUGGCCAUAAACGGUGUCACUCUGCUCAUCUGCCUCUGCGGGCUGGCUGGGAACGGGGCCGUGCUAUGGCUGCUGGGAUUCCACAUCCGCAGGAACCCCAUCACCGUCUACAUCCUCAACCUGGCCGUCGCCGACUUCACCUUCCUCCUCUUCAUGGUCCCCUCCUCCCUGCUCUACCUGCUGGAGGAAGUGUCCUGCUCCGCUGUCGUGUCCCUGAAGUACCUGAGGUCCCUCCUCCUGCUGUCGCUGUUCUCCUACAACAUGGGGCUGUACCUGCUGUCAGCCAUCAGCAUCGAGAGGUGUGGUUCAAUUCUCUUCCCCCUCUGGUACCGCUGCCGCCGUCCCCAGCGCCUCUCAUGGGUGGUGUGUGGCCUGCUCUGGGCCCUCUCCCUCGCUGUCAUGGUCGUGGUGACCUCCCUGUGCCUGUCACACGAGCACGAGCACUGCCGGCUGGCUCUCAUCUCCAUGUACGCCCUCAGCUUCCUCAUCUUUUCUCCACCCAUGGUCAUCUCCAACGUGAUCCUCUUCAUCAAGGUCCAGUGUGGCUCCAAGAGACGUCAGCCUAAGAGGCUCUACGUCGUUAUCUUCCUCACUGUGCUCUUCUUCCUCAUCUGUGGAGUGCCCCUCAGCCUCUGGAAUUUCCUGCAGCAGCUCAGCCCCACCCUUGUGUCCUCCCAGGUGGUUUUCCUGCUCGCCUGCAUCAACAGCAGCAUCAACCCCUUCAUCUACUUCUUGGUGGGGAGCUGCUGGAGGCACUGCUCCGUCGUGUCCCUCCAGGUCGCCUUCCGGAGGGUUUUUGAGGAGACAGGGAUCACCACAAUGUCCAGCUGAGAGGCCACUGCGGUCCCACCAGCCGUGCUGCCCAUGCUGGCUUCAUACUCUGCUGCCCACCCUUGCUCCCAGCCAGGCCUGCGGGUCAUCUUCCUGCAGCUGUGAGUCACGAUGCAUUCCAUAGC